Molecule: messenger RNA, 3651 nt
Organism: Micropterus dolomieu (smallmouth bass)
Lineage: Eukaryota; Metazoa; Chordata; Actinopteri; Centrarchiformes; Centrarchidae
Exons: 3
Coding region: 713-1246 (177 amino acids)
Source: RefSeq, a predicted model, not a curated record
AACAUAAUAGGUAGGUAGGUAUUUAUUGUCACAAUAUAACGGGUUAUAUAAUGAAAUUGAGUAUUGUAACUCCCUUCCUCUACAUAGCAGACAAUUAAUACAGAAGCUAUUAUAAAAAUGGUAAACAGAAAUAAACAAUAUUCAGUAAUAACUGGUUGGGCCACCUUGAGCUGCAACAACUGAACUCAAGCAUUUGCGAUAAUUGGCAGUGAGUCUUUUACAGCGCUAUGGAGGAAUUUGCGCCCGCUCAUCUUUGCAGAAUUGUUGUAAUUCAUACCGCUUUUUUAAGGUCAUGCCAAAACAUCUCAAUCCGAUUGAAGUCAGGACUUGGACUAGACCACUCCAUUUUGUUUUUCUUAAGCCUUUCAGACAUGGACUUGCUGGUGUGUUGUGGAUCAUUGUCCUGCUACAGGAUCCAAGUGCACUUUAGCUUGAGGUCACAAACAGAUAGCCGGACAUUCUCCUUCAGGAUUUCUUGGUAGACAGCAGAAUUCAUGGUUCUAUUUACCUCAGUAAGUCGUGAAGAUUUACUGAGGUAAAUAGAACCAUGAAUGAACCAUGCCUUCACACAAAUUUUCCAGCACAUUUCUACCGGCAGGGAAGCGGCGAGAGCGUUGAUGGGACUCCGUCAAGGACGGCGAAGGGUUGCGGAUUAUGCCAUAGUCCCGCACACUAGCCGCAGGGAGUGGCUGGAAUCAGUUGGCUCUGUUUGAUGCUUUUAUUCAAGUCUGACUCGUUAAAGGACAAAUUCGCUCCUUUAGAUCUUCCGGAGGAUUUGGAUGUCCAUAUUGCCCUUGCCAUAAAGAUUGACAAGCGACUGGAGGAGAGAGAGCGAGAGAGUGCCUGGUCCCGCAGCUCCCCUCCAGACCACAGGCGGCUCCCAGUGGCCGCUGUUCUCCCGCCAACACGUUCUUUGCCACCUCCUCCAUCCCCGUCUUCAGCCAUGUCAGGGGCAGCUGAGGAGCCGAUGGAGUUUGGUCGGGCUCGCCUUACUCCGGAAGAGAGACAGAAGAGGAUCCGUGAGAGUGGUGCUGGUGGAUUCGGGUGCCGAUGCCAAUUUAAUGGAUGCCACCCUCGCCAGAGAGCUGGAUUUUUUGCCUCUGUCUACUCUCCUGGAAGCCACUGCUCUCGACAGCUGGCUUCUCUGGCAGAGUUACAGGCUAUGAAGGAGUAUAUCGACUGCCUUGGCUGCGGGAAUAAUCCGACCCUCCUCGUCUCCUGCCGAGGCAGGAUUUUUCUUCAUUGAGAAAAAAAGACAAAAAAAAAAGUCACUCAGGUCCUGCAUUGACUACUGUGAACUUAAUGACAUCACUGUGAGAAACAGGUACCCCCUCCCUCUAAUUUCUUUUGCUUUUGAACUGUUGCAAGGUACUAAGAUUUUCACCAAACUGGAUCUGAGAAAUGUGUAUCAUCUAGUCAGGAUUAGGGAGGGGGAUUAAUGGAAAACUGCUGGUCUUUCCUUGGGUUGAUGGCAUCCGAGGGGCAGGUGAGCAUGGACUCCGGUUCUAGUUCUGCCUGAUCCCAGUCAGCAGUUCGUGGUGGAGGUGGAUGCAUCUGACGUGGACAUCGGCACUGUCACAGUCCUGUGGAUGGUAAACUCCAUCCCUGAGCAUUCCUGUCCCGCAAACUGUCGGCGGCUGACAGGAAUUAUGAUGUGGGCAACCGGGAGUUAUUGGCUGUGAAGGUUGCUCUGGGAGAAUGGAGGCACUGGUUGGAGGGGGCGGAGCUAACAUUCUUAGUAUGGACAGAUCAUAAGAAUCUGGGGAGGGGAAUUCCCGUCAAGCCAGGUUGGCCCUUUUCUUUAAUCGUUUCUCUUUUACGUUGUCUUACUGUCCAGGAUCCAAGAAUGUUAAGCCUGAUGCCCUGUCUCGCCUGUUUGACGUCGUCGAAGUUUGUGGACACUAUCCUGCCCUCCUCGUGUGUGGUGAGGGCAGUUUCUUGGGCGGUGGAGGAGAGGGUCAAGUGGGCUAAUGUUACUCUGACUGUCCCGGUCGGUUGCCCACUGAACCGUUUGUCCCCCCCGAGCUGAGGUCCCAGGUGAUCCACUGGACUCAUGCUUCUGCUCUUACCUGUCACCCUGGAGUGAAGAGGAUUAUGUUCGCCAUCAGGCAGAGGUUUUGGUGGCCUUCCAUGGAGGCUGAUGUGGGUGAGUAUGUGGUGGCCUGCCCGGUGUGUGCGCAGAACAAGAAGUCUCACCACCCCCCAGUCGGUCUCCUACAGCCCCUCCCUGUGCCUUCUCAGCCCUGGUCUGACAUCUAGACUUCGUUACAGGUUUCCCCUUCCGAAGGUAAAACAACAGUUCUAACUGUAGUCGACAGAUUCUAAGAUGGUGCACUGCUAAAGAGACAGCGGAGGUUGUCCUGUCCUGUGUCUUCAGUUUGCAUGGAUUACCUUGAGAUGUGGUGUCCUACCGUGGUCCGCAGUUCGUCUCUUAGUUCGGGAAGGCUUUCUGUUCCCGGCUUGGUGCCUCAGCGAGCCUGUCCUUGGGCUAUCACCCCCAAACCAAUGGCCAAUCCGAACGGCUCAAUCAGGAGUUGGAGACAGGUCUGCGCUGUUUGGCUUCUUGGAACCCCUCUAGUUGGAGCCGGCAGUUGGUGUGGGUGGAGUAUGUGCACAAUACUCUCCAGUGUGUCUCCACGGGACUCUCUCCAUUCCAGUGUGUCUACGGGUACCAGCCGCCACUGUUCCCAGCUCUGGAGAAGGAGGUGGGGGUCCCCUCAGCUCAAGCUCUUGUGCGGCAUUGGCGCCGUGCCUGGAUCCAAGCUCGCCAGGUUCCUCUCCGGAGUUCUUCUGCCUAUAAACAGGCUGCUGACCGCCGCAGAUCCGCUGCUGUACACUGCUGGUCAAAGAGUCUGGCUGGCCACCCGGGACAUCCCUCUCCGCGUCGAAUCCCUUAGGCUGGCUCCUCACUUCAUUGGUCCAUUUCCUGUAUCAAAAGUUAUUAAUCCUGUUGCUUUGAGGUUGAAAUUACCCAGGACUAUGAGGAUCCAUCCCACCUUUCAUAUUAGUCGAGUGAAGCCAGUGAAGGAGAGCCCCUUGGUUCCUGCUAUGCCUCCCACUCCUCCUCCGUGCAUGGUCGAUGGCGGACCGGUGUACUCAGUUAAGAGGCUGCUGGCUGUAAGAAGACGUGGAAGGGGCCGUCAGUACCUCGUCGAUUCAGAGGUUUACGAUCCCAAAGAGAGGUCCUGGGUGUCAGCCAGUAACAUCUUGGAUCGUGUGAGUUCCAUCAGCAACAUACUAAGGAGCCUGGGCCGUCAGGAGCUGGCCCUAAAGGAGGGGGAACUGUCAGGCCUAACCCCUGAGUUAUGUGUUCAGUUUCCUUGUGUGUUACCACUUCCUGUUUUGUUUCAGUUACUCAUCUUGUGUCUCAUUUCAGGUCUUCAUCUGCCUUCAAUUCAUGUGUGAUUACCUGUCCCCGCCCUAAUGUGCUGCACCUGUGUUUCAUUGUCCCCCCUCCCUUUGAAUAUAUAAACCCACCUUCCCUUGAGGUCUUUGCCAGAUCGUCAUGUUCCUGUGACAGCUUUCCAGCCUGAUUCCUCAUCAGUGUGUUUGACCGUAGCCUUGUUUUCCAACCUCGUCUCUCGCCUUGUGUUUUGGAUACCUUUGCCUGGACUUUUGUAUCAUCCUGCAAUAAAGUUAUUGUUCAUCUCA